Sinocyclocheilus rhinocerous is the source of this 2718-nucleotide messenger RNA. RefSeq names its product WD repeat, SAM and U-box domain-containing protein 1-like. The coding region runs from base 203 to 1792 and encodes 529 amino acids. The record is from RefSeq and is a predicted model, not a curated record. Gene Ontology annotation, molecular function: protein binding; ubiquitin-protein transferase activity. Lineage: Eukaryota; Metazoa; Chordata; Actinopteri; Cypriniformes; Cyprinidae. Gene Ontology annotation, biological process: protein ubiquitination. The transcript is spliced from 12 exons.
GUCUUCGAACACAGAUUACAUUUGACAAACAAUAAAAAUACAUAAAAUAUAUUGAAAUGUAAUACUGGGUUAUUAAACAUGAUACUGGAUAGUUUCAUAAUGCUGUCUAAGGGUGACCAGAGGUAUUACAUCAUGUUUUUCGUCAGUUUAAACAACUCGCGAAGCACGUUUGUAAUGUCAAGUGGUUUGACUGUGUCGAAUAAUGUGUCAAACUCCAGCUUUUAGUGUUAGAAAGACGAAACGUGAAUGGUUUUGUCCGUUACGUCAGACACUUCCUCUUCCUGUGUUUUUAAAGGGACCAGUCAGACAACAAGACAUAAACACAAACAUGGUGUCUCUGAUCUGCACCUUACAAAGUCAUCGAGAUGAUGUGAACUGCUGCGCGUUCUCCGGCUCUCUGCUGGCCACCUGCUCCGCUGAUAAGAGCAUCUGCGUUUACUCCACACGAGACUUCAGCGAGCUGCCCUUCUCCCCGCUGUCCGGACACGGCUACGGGGUCCACUACUGCUGCUUCAGCGCCUGCGGUCAGUACCUGGCCUCCUGCUCCACCGAUGCCACCACCGUGGUGUGGUCGAUGGACUCCGGAGAGAUCGAGGCCGUCCUGGAGCAUCCGGGCCGGAGUCCGGUGAGGGUGUGCGCCUUCUCUCCUGACUCAUCUUACCUGGUAUCUGGAGGGUCCGAUGGGACCAUCGCACUGUGGGACUUUACCUCCAGGACACUGCGCAGGACGGGCGCAGUGACUGACACCAGUAUAGUGGCCUGCUCUUUCACUCCCUGCGGUCAGCUGUUCAUCACCGGCUCCACAUAUGGUGACUUGCGGCUGUGGGACCUGAAUAUGAACCAUCUCCAUGCGGAGAAGAACGCCCAUGACCUCGGGGUCUCCUGCUGUCAGUUUGCUCCCCAGAUAAUGAAGGGCCCAGAUGGCUGCGUUCAGUUUCGGCUGGCCUCAUGUGGACAGGACAGUCUGUUGAAGAUAUGGAUUGUUUCUCUUUUGUCUGCUGCAGGCAUUAAGAUGCAGCUCGCUCACUCUCUGACGGGUCAGUCUGAUCCAGUUCUGUCCUGUGCUUACUCUGCUGAUGGACAGAUGUUGGUGUCAGGAUCGGUGGAUAAGACCGUGACUGUGUAUCAAGCUUACCAAGGUAUCUUACUCUACACACUUAACCAGCAUGAUAGGUAUGUGACGGCCUGUGCCUUUUCCCCCACUGCUCCUCUCAUUGCCACCGGCUCCAUGGACAAAACUGUCAAUAUCUGGAGGGUAGAGGACGGCAGCGGUGCUCAGGGCAAAUUUCUUUCUGAUCAAGCUGCUUCGGUUUCAAGCAGUGGAGGCAGGAAGUCGAGUGGGCACUCCAGACUGAUGGUGAGGGAGUGGUCUGCGGAGGAUGUGUUGGCAUGGUUACGUGAGGAGGGGCUGGAGGCAGUGAUUGACGUGUUUAAAUGCAAUAACAUCGAUGGAGAGGAGCUGCUCUCUCUCACCAAGGAAACCCUCAGCUCCGAGCUGCACAUUGACUCUCUGGGCCUGCGGAGUAAAGUCAUGAAGAAGAUCGAGGAGUUGAAAAUGGCACCGGUCUCUAACUGCACUCCCGACGAGUACCUCUGUCCAAUCACACGUGAGAUCAUGAAGGACCCAGUGAUCGCUGCCGACGGCUACUCGUAUGAAAGGGAGGCCAUUGAGAGCUGGAUCAACACGAAGAGCCGCACCAGCCCUAUGACCAACCUGCCCCUGCAGACCACACUUCUGACACCCAACCGUACGCUCAAAAUGGCCAUUUUACGAUGGACCACUUGUCAGUGAUUUCAGAUAAUAAUGAGCCCAGAACAGAAGUCUCUCUAGAACUGGAUCACCAUGGCACUGAUUUGAGAUCAGACUGACAUUAGCACGCUGUACAUUUGAACGCUUUAGCUUUUAACAGACUAAGUGAUGUCUCAGCUCUUGACUUGAGCUCAAGUUCAGCCUUAAUCCUGAGAGUGAUAGAGGUGUUCCAUUAGAUGUGAUGGGAGCUUCAUGUGAUCGGUAGUUAUGUCACAGGCAGACUGAAGAGCAAGUGGUCCAUAAUCAGGCUAAAACUACUAAAUGCUUCUCCAGCAUAACACAGCAGAGUGUUGAGUGGCCUUAAACAUCAUAAUAAAUGUUUAUCAUCCCCUUUCUGCUCUAUAGCGGACAGGUUAUGUCAUGAUGUUGCUCAUAUCAAAUAGUUUACAUGCUUAAAAUCAGGUAUACAUUUAUUAGUGGAUGAUCAUUGUAACCAGUUUAGUGACUGAAUAUAAAGCUUCACUAUGUAAUGUAUAUGUAUAUGACUGUACUGAUGAUCUGUAGACAGUCUGGACCUUUACGUACAUGAGCUGGUGGGUGGUUCAUGCUAGGAUAAACCUGCUGUGAGACUGAAAGCCAUGCAGAAAUAAAAUCAACCUGUUGUACAGUUGACUUUAGGCUUGUGAUUCAUUUUAACAUGAAGUGAUGGUAAUUGCUGAGGGAUACAUCGCUGUUGAUCUUAAGCUGUAUCCCACACAGUUGUGCAACUGUAUGAUAAAUCAUGCAGCUUAUUGAAGAAACGUGUUAGGUAAUCAGAUUUAGCAAUGAAUGAGGAAGUCGGAGAAAAAAAAAAAAAAAAAACACAAUAUCCAAGCAACCACAUAAUACAUUAAGAACUAAGUAAAGGUGCAUUCUUUAGUUCGCAUUAGCAUCGCUUUUCCGAUACCACAAAGGUUUUAAACACUGCA